CACACUCAGUAAGGGCGCUGCACUUAGGUCGCGGCAGUGACCCCCAUCCAAUCUGUGUCAGGCGCUCCGGAGUCAGUCUCGAAACAGAUCUUGGUUUGAUCGAGUCAAGAUCAUUAGAGCUAAUCCCGGACGCAAACUGAUCUGGAUCCCUCCGAAAGUGAUUCAUAUUACUCAAAUGCUUCCAAUCUUGGUCCGACAAAAUGUCAGGAACCCUGCUCCUCUCAAAGUCCUUUCCAGGGCGAGUUCCUGGUGGAGCAAUGUGGAGAUGGGCCCCCCAGAUCCCAUCAUUGGAGUAACUGAAGCAUUCAAGAAGGACCAGAACCCAAAGAAAAUCAAUCUGGGGGUUGGGGCUUAUAGGGAUGACAAUGGAAAGCCAUACGUGCUACCAAGUGUGAAGAAGGCAGAAGAGCUUCUUGCAUCCAAGAACUUAGACAAGGAAUAUGCAGCAAUUCAUGGAAUUCCAGAAUUCUGUAAGGCUGCAUGCAACCUAGCCCUUGGAGAAGGAAAUGCAUGGGUUCAGGAGGGACUGAAUGCUACUGCUCAAGGCAUAUCUGGUACAGGCUCCCUGAGGAUAGGUGCUGCUUUCUUGGAAAAAUUCUUUCCUGGGAACAAGGAAGUAUAUUUGCCCACUCCAUCGUGGGGGAACCAUGCACCUAUAUUCAAGCAUUCUGGGGUGCCCACAAAACAGUAUCGGUACUAUGAUGCCAACACCUGUGGUUUUGACUUCAAAGGAGCUCUGGAAGAUAUUGCUAAAAUUCCUGAGAAGUCCAUUAUCUUGCUUCAUGCAUGUGCUCACAAUCCAACUGGAGUGGAUCCAAAGCCAGAUCAGUGGGCUGAACUUUCAAAAGUCAUUAAAGACAGGAAAUUGUUCCCAUUCUUUGAUAUGGCAUAUCAAGGCUUUGCCACUGGGGACAUCGACCGUGAUGCUCAAGCAGUCCGCUUGUUCCUGAAGGAGGGUCACAAAAUUGCUCUUGCACAGUCUUUUGCUAAGAACUUGGGAUUGUAUGGUGAGUGAUAUGUGGCUUUCCCUGAUC
Molecule: messenger RNA, 1034 nt
Organism: Darwinula stevensoni
Lineage: Eukaryota; Metazoa; Arthropoda; Ostracoda; Podocopida; Darwinulidae
Source: the annotation of a GenBank genome assembly